Carica papaya (papaya) is the source of this 2116-nucleotide messenger RNA. RefSeq names its product Protein phosphatase 2C family protein. NCBI's taxonomy places the organism in Eukaryota, Viridiplantae, Streptophyta, Magnoliopsida, Brassicales, Caricaceae. Gene Ontology annotation, molecular function: protein serine/threonine phosphatase activity; cation binding. The record is from RefSeq and is a predicted model, not a curated record. Gene Ontology annotation, biological process: protein dephosphorylation.
CCAUAGUGGUGUGGAGCCCAAAACUGGACCUGUUCUUUGCUGGCUUCUAGCUCUCCAUUGUUGGUCUUUUAUGGGUCUUGUCUGCUAAGAAUUUACAGAAAGGCAAAACCAGAGAGAGAGAGAGAGGGAGAGAGGGAAAGAAAGAGAGAGGGAAGAAAGAAGAAGUUUAGUUGGGUUUGGGCCAAUCCUUUCACAUAAGAGAUUUUAUUUUAUUUUUAUCAUUUGGGAAACAAUUUUUUUUUAAAAAAAUUAUUUUUCUUUCUUUUUUGGGUUUUUCUUUUUGAGGGUCUUCUUCUUCUUCUUUUUCUUCUUCUUCUUCUAAAUUAUCUCAUCAUCAUUUUCACUUCACUAUACAGGAGGAAGUCCAGAACAAUCAAAACCCAGCAUGUGUUUUUGUUAAUUCACAUGGUUGAUCUGAUUGAUCCACAGAUCUAACAAUUUUUCAUGCCCGUAUCAUCUCUUGUCUCUUUAUCUCCCCAGAUCCUCUCCUUCUUCAGCUGUAUCUCAAACUAGCCAAUUUCGGAGUGUGUUCUUGCAGUGUUAAAAAGGGAUUCAAUUUGCUAUUGGGGCUUAUUCGGUAAAAGUCGUUUCUAAUGCUUCUUAGAUGUGGAGUAUUUGGAGGGUUAUUUGGAUGAGAUGAGGGAUGUUAUCUGGGUUGAUGAACUUUUUAAGGGCCUGUUUUCGGCCGAGGUCCGACCGAUAUGUACACACAAGUUCGGAAUCCGGGGGUCGACAAGAUGGGCUUUUGUGGUAUAAAGACUCAGGACAACACUUGAAUGGUGAAUUCUCAAUGGCUGUGGUUCAAGCCAACAAUUUACUUGAGGAUCAGAGUCAGCUUGAGUCUGGUUCUUUGAGCACACAUGAGUCUGGUCCUUAUGGUACUUUUGUUGGUGUCUAUGAUGGGCAUGGAGGGCCUGAGACAUCGCGGUAUAUCAAUGAUCACCUCUUUCAACAUCUUAAGCGGUUUGCUUCAGAGCAACAAUCGAUGUCAGUUGAUGUUAUUCGGAAGGCAUAUCAAGCAACAGAAGAGGGUUUUAUGUGUCUUGUUACCAAACAGUGGCCUAUGAAACCACAAAUUGCUGCAGUUGGAUCCUGCUGCUUGGUUGGUGUCAUCUCUAAUGGAACCCUCUAUGUUGCUAACCUUGGUGAUUCGCGUGCUGUUUUGGGCAGAGCUGUUAAAGCGACAGGGGAAGUUAUUGCCAUUCAGUUGUCAGCAGAGCACAAUGUAUGUAUAGAAUCUGUCAGGCAGGAGCUGCAGUCUUUGCACCCUGAUGACUCGCAGAUUGUAGUUCUAAAGCAUAAUGUAUGGCGUGUGAAGGGCCUUAUCCAGGUUUCGAGGUCCAUUGGUGAUGUAUAUUUGAAAAAGGCUGAGUUCAAUAGGGAGCCACUAUAUACCAAGUUUCGCCUCCGUGAACCUUUCAGAAAGCCAAUAUUAAGCUCAGAACCUUCAGUUACGGAGCACCAGCUGCAGCCACAUGAUCAGUUUAUUAUAUUUGCAUCCGAUGGGCUGUGGGAGCACCUAAGCAAUCAGGAAGCAGUUGAUCUUGUUCAAAAUAGUCCACGUAGUGGAAGCGCAAGAAGGCUAGUUAAAGCUGCUCUGCAAGAAGCAGCUAAGAAGAGAGAAAUGAGGUACUCUGACUUGAAGAAGAUUGAUCGUGGUGUUCGCAGGCAUUUCCACGAUGACAUCACAGUAAUCGUAGUGUUCCUAGACUCAAACCUCGUGAGCAGGGCUAGCUCAGUGAAGUCUCCGAAUGUGUCUGUGAGAGGGGGCGGAAUAAACUUACCCCCAAACAUAUUGGCACCUUGCACUACUCCAACAGAAGCCGUUGGCUACUGAUGGACAAGUUAUCUCAUGUUUGGCUGUUGUAUCAUUCUCUUUUGUGUGAAUACCAGGUAGCUUCCAGAAAGAGAUGAAGAAGAGAGAGGCAAAAGUUAUAAAAAAAAAAAAAAAAAAAAAGGAUUAAGUCUCCAAUUCUUUAAUGUACACUGUAACUUUCUUUUUUUUGUUUUUUUAAGAAAAAAAAAACUGGAGAACUAAUACUUGCUGUUUAGCUUCUGUGCCAAAACCAUAUAAGAAGAUCCAGGGGAGUACAAUGAGACAAUUACUAUAUAGUUA